This is a messenger RNA of Linum trigynum, 2170 nucleotides long. NCBI's taxonomy places the organism in Eukaryota, Viridiplantae, Streptophyta, Magnoliopsida, Malpighiales, Linaceae. The record is from the annotation of a GenBank genome assembly.
AACCUCACACCAUAAACGGCCCGUCGUUUGCCGGAAGCCACUACGCGAAACGGCAGCGUAUGAACGGUGGAAAAACGAGUAAUUAGCAUAAACGAAAUCUUUGCACUUAUUACAAAACGGUUGCAAAUUUUUAAUUUGUAAUGAUAAGGUAACGACGGGCUUUGCUCAAGCAGAUCCAGAAAUUCUCCGUGUCACAUGAUGUGGGGGGCUCGAGCAGCUGCAUACAUUUUUACUCGACUUAACUUUGCUAUAGCUAAAGGAGUGGGACCCAUAUUGUAUCUCGGCUGCCCACUAAUUUUUUUUGUAGACGUUUGUUUUUCUAUUUUCCAUAAUAAUAAUUAUUAUUAAUAAUAAGGUAACAAAAGUUUAAAAUUGUAUGAUAUGGUCAUUUCUGUUUAAUUUGUAACCGUUUUGUAUAUGAAUUUCAAAGUUUUGUUACCAAAUUUGUACAAAUUAAAGGUUUGUGGCUGUUUUGAGGUCGGAUCGUGCGUUCAUCAAGUAUAUGAUACUAACCACUUGAAUGACAUAUGAGAUGUCAGAUCGUAUGUUCACCAAUAUACUUGUUUUUCCGAAUAAGAAUGUCCUCUGUUUAUCUUUCAAUUUUAAUACAGAAAGUAAGAAAGUAGGCCAAGUUUCUUCAACUAAAAAACAUUAUGUAACCCAAUUGCGAGGAGUUGAAUUCCCUCACUAUCAUAAUUUGUUUUUUUACGAGUAUUGUCAUCAUUUAUUACGAUCAUAUCAUUCACUAAAUUAACAAAGUCAUUAUAUCUUGAUUGGAGCGAAUUGUAACUGAGAUGGAUUGUUCAAACAUUUGAACCUUGUACAAAACAGUCACAAAAAGUUUAAUUUUGUAACAACAUAAUAGCAAUAGUUUGAAUUUGUAUAAAAUGGUCACACGAUUUAAUUUGUGACCAUUUUGUUUUAAGUAUAAAGUUUUGUUACUAUAUUGUUACAAAUUAAAGGUUUAUAACCAUUUUAUACUAAGUGUUUGUGACUGAUUAGUAAUUACCCGUGCAGAUAAAAUCGCGAAGAGCCGGAAAUGGUAGCGAAACUUACACACGAGUUGUUGCGGAGGAGGGAGCACCGAAUUUGGGUAGAGAGUGUGAUAGAUAGUAGAGAAUCCCAAAUCCAAUCGCCACCUUCCCUUCCACCUAGGGUUUUCGAUUCCUCCCACGCGAAUCCAUGGCGACGGCGAAACCGAAUCAGCGGCAGAGACAGUCGGCAGCGUCGGCGGCGGUUGCGAAGCGGAAGCCGGUGUUCGUGAAAGUCGACCACCUGAAACCAGGGACUCAAAACCACAACCUGAUCGUGAAAGUCUUGUCCUUCAACGCCGUCCUAGGGAAGGCCCCCCGGCCAGCGGCGGCGGCAGCAGCGUCUCAGCGCCCCCAAAAAACUCGCAUCGCCGAGUGCCUUGUCGGCGACGAGACCGGGACUAUCCUCCUCAAAGCUCGCAAUGAGCAAGUUGACUUGGUGAAGCCAAACACCACGAUCAUAAUCCGGAACGCAAAGAUCGACAUGUUCAAGGGCUCCAUGAGGCUGGCUGUAGACAAGUGGGGUCGCAUCGAAGCCACCGAACCUGCUAAUUUCACGGUAGAAGAGGACAACAACCUGUCGCUCGCGGAGUACGAACUGGUGACUGUCGCUGCAGAUGAGUAGAGCGGACUGCUUUCACGAUUGGUGGUGUUCGUCUUAGGGGGAGUUCAUAUUAAGCCUCUAGAGGCACGAUCAAGAGUUUUUCGGGUUCUCUUACAUUUGUUGUCCUGAGGUGGUGGGUGGUAAAUGCUAUUUGGGGAAGCAUUCUCAAUCUUGUUUCUGAGUGGUAUACAGGACCUCUCUAAAAGUUUGGUUCUCCAGUAUCUGGUAAAUUGAACUACCUGAUCUUAACCCUUUUGUUGUUGAAGCUGUUGAUAGUAGAAUGCUCUCUGUUCGGUUCAUCAUAUCUAUGUCCUCCAGUGUUUGAAACAUGAAACACAUGUGCUUCCUCCUACCCUUUUUGUUAUGUUCUUACCAAAUUAUAGUGAAGGUUGUCCUGGAUUUAAUGGUCUCCUAUGAAAACCAAUGCAUGUCACCCAAUACAACAUUCCAUACUAUCCAUCCAAAUCAAACUUCACGAGUGGACGAUGGUCGUAAGUUGAAUUUGAGAUCUUCGGAGUAAAAACGAGCAGUGAAA